UGGUGAAAUUAUUGUUGGAUUCGGGAAACAUGAUAGCAGUCAGAAUGAGUAUAGGGAACUAUCUCAACAGUUUCGCCCAUCCCGGGCACAACAUGAGAAAACCAUUCACCGAAAGUAUUCCCGAAGUCUCAGUCUAAUAGGGCCAUCAAGAAAGACUGCUAAGAAAGAAAAAGGAAGUUCGCUUGAGUUUCGUCUGUCCUGGGCACAACCACCUAUGUUAAUGUGA
Acaulospora morrowiae is the source of this 226-nucleotide messenger RNA. Lineage: Eukaryota; Fungi; Glomeromycota; Glomeromycetes; Diversisporales; Acaulosporaceae. The record is from the annotation of a GenBank genome assembly.